AUUUUACGACUAUUACUCAGUCUCCUGCGAACACGCAUAUGUAUACGUGCACGGCGCGGUAAUUAAUAUCCAUUUCCGUGAGACAGUAUUUUUCCGUAAUUAUUAUCUGCGCGGAUCAGCCAUGCGGAUGAUAACCGUGAGGAUGAGCACACAUGAGAAUUGGUCUUAAUCGCAGAUCUAAAACGUUCCAAUCAAGAUCGUGCGAGUCGGAAACGCUGUUAGUGGCCUUGAUAAAACAUCUGAUUUGGGACAGCAGUGUACUUAAUUUGACUCAUUUAACGAGCAAUCAAAUAUUCUCAUGUAUCCCGGAUUAAGUUCGAACCUGCUUUUAUGGAGCUAAUAAUAUUAACGUGCGACAUAGUUAUGAAGCUGUUUUACUCAUAAUCGGUCACGCUUGUUAUGUGCUCGUCGAGAUAUACUAUUGUCAGCCCGGGUUCGAUAAUUGUAACCUUGAAUAUAUUUACGAUUGCGAAUUAGCAUCGAAAGUGAGAAGAGGGCCAAAAGAGUUGGGAGUUUUCGGCUGCAAUUCCGCUGAGUUCGCGGAUUUGUUGGACCGCGCGAGAGAGGCACGAGGUGUUAGUUAGGAAGCUGGAGCUAACCUAAAAUGCGAACAUCCGUGAACGUUGAUGCGCUUAUACUACUGGGAAUUCAUCUAUUUUAUUGGUCCUUCGAAACGGUAGCGGCUAGUGGCGGAGCUCUCGAUUCUACCCCAACCUUCCAAACCGGUGCUUCGAGCACUUCACAUUCCAAGAUAACAGCAUUCACCGCCACUCUCACCAAUGGACUGGCCCAGGCAGUGGCUCAUGAAUCCACUAUGGAUACCUGUAAUGAUGAUCUAGCUUGUAUCACGAUGGCUUCUCAUGAUCGACUAGGCUUAGAAGCUAUUAAAUCUCUCCACAGUCAACUGGAUGAUGAUGCUAAUGGAAAUGUUGAUCUAUCUGAAUCUGAUGAUUUUCUAAGGGAAGAGUUGCAAUAUGAGGCUGGUUACGAACGGAGACAAAGGGCUUUCCAUCACAAUGAUGAUAUGCACAUCAGUGUACGAGAACUUUGGGAGGCUUGGUUACGAUCAGAAGUUCACAAUUGGACUAUAGAACAAACAUCAGAAUGGUUAACUUCCAAUGUUGAGCUUCCACAAUAUGUUCCUACUUUCAUACAGCACCGUGUAACAGGUGCCACGCUUCCUCGAUUGGCUGUGAACAAUAUGCAAUACCUUAGCAAUGUUUUGGGUAUCAAAGAUCCAAUUCAUAAACAAAAAAUUGCCUUAAAAGCGAUGGAUGUUGUUCUUUUCGGACCUCCUAAAGAUGCUGGACAUAGUAUUAAGGACUUGGUCUUGGUCACGUUGUUAUUCGGAGCACUUAUUGGAUGCUGGUAUGCGUAUCAACAAAAGAAAAACUCACAGAAGCAUCUUCAUAGGAUGAUGAAAGAUAUGGAAAGUUUGCAUAAAGCAGAACUUGCAUUGGAAAAUUUACAGAAAGAACUGGAGAGAGCAAGAAUGGAACAAGAGAGUGCAGCUACUGAAAAAGAGAAUCUAGAAAAACGUUUACAAGAUGAAAGCUUAGGAUUACACACUUCUUAUUCGGACCUCGAAGUAUCACAAUUAAAAGCAGAAAUUGAAAUGUUGAAGUUAGAAUUGCAACGAGCGGAAGGUGAACUUGAAGAUAGGUGCUGGUCACCACCGGCUGGUUUACAACAUUGGUUACAGUUAACUCAUGAAAUUGAAAACAAAGCAUAUACAAAAAAGAAAAUAGCAGCUGAGAAGCAACUUCAACAAGCACGAGAAGCGUGCGAAAAAUUGCGGAAGAAACGUUCCAGCUUGGUGGGUGCUUUUGUAUCCACUCAUGGGAAAUCCAUCGAUGAAGUUGACAAGAGCAUAGUUGAAGCACGAACUGCGCUGAAUGAAGUGACAGCUGAGUUGCAGGAGAGAGUACAUCGUUGGAAGCAGAUUGAACUUCUCUGCGGUUUUAAUAUAAUCAACAAUAAUGGAUUAAACUAUUUAGAAACUGUUUUGUACAGAGGGACACCCAAUGGUAGAGGUCUUGGAUUGAGAGGACGACUCAGCAGCCAAGAUGAUUUAGAUGAUGAGGCGAGUUCUGUGUACACACCAUCUUCGAUCGGUGCUGCAGGUAUUUUGGACAACCUGGUGUGGAAGGAGUCAUCGGCACCGCCGGAUUCGUCGAGCAGCGAGGCGGAUAAGGAGAUGCAGCCUGAAGGUGUCCACUUCGUGCUGGGUGAUGGCUCGGACGAAUCGCCGACCCCUGGAGUUUCUGGGAAGAUCAUAACGUGCAAAGAGAAUGCCGGUGGCAUUGUACGUUCUUACAGCCAGGACACAAACAUGCUGCUCAACGAGGACAGAACUACCUCAUCGUUCUUGCCGAAGACGUCAUACUCGGAGAAUUCGCUCGACAUUUCAGAUAGGUCCGGCGGCUAUCGUCUCGCGAUAGCGUCGACUGCUACGACGACGAGCGUGAAGAAACCACUUCGAGAAUUACCUACGGUAAUGUCAGUCGACGACGAGACGCUCUCGACCGAUUCCAAUUCUACCGCCGACAACGACGAGCUUAAACGAAGGCGCAGAAAGUUACACUUUCCAGCCUUUAGGAAGAAUAAAACUAAAGUUACGUGAUGAAUCGCUAGUCACAUAAUGUCGUUUGUUACUUAAUUGAUAUCCGUUAUAAUUAGUUGUAAUCGCAACGUGCACUUAAGAAUUAUUAUUCUGUCGAUAAUUAUUACAAUCUAUCACACGUGACCGCCGGACGAAAGUUAUUAUUUCGUAGGGAAGAGUACAAGACCGAGAGGCGCAUUUUGUGUGCUGUUACGCAUUUACUUGAUAAAUUGCCCAAUCUCCAUUGUCGUGGUUAAUUCGGCAGCGAUCCAAAGCUAAGGAGUAACGAAAAUAGUGUAUAUAUUUUAGAUCAACUUCACCUAUUUUAGAUCACCUUCUUGCCUUAGAUCACCUGAUACAAAUUCAAUUGAAAGUAUUUGUACAUACGUGUGUAGUUUAUCGUGAAGCUCCGAAAGAAAAGCGUGUUUUCGCGCUGAAGCAGCUAUGCCGUCAAAUUCGAGCUACUACUGAAUUCAUCGCAAGCAAUAUAUCUGCGAAAGUAUGCUGAAAGCAUCCAACUAGAUUAUUUUUUUUUCUGCAACAAUGGAGAAUAUACGGGAAUAUUUACUUUAUAUAAGUGCGUAAUAAUAAAAGCGUAUUUCAAUUAUUUCUUUGCUUUAACGAAAUAAUAAUUUUCGUCUUAAAUGUAUAGGCGUUUUUGUGUGAUAAAUUGUAAUUAUUAGCAAAUUAUUAGCAUGGUACAUAAUACACACAAACACACACACUUUCCUUCUCUCUCUCUCUCUCUCUCUCUCUCUCUCUCUCUCUCUCUCUCUCUCUCUCUCUCUCUCUCUCUCUCUCUUUCGCGCGUAUAAACGCACGGAAACGUAACGAUUGAUUUAGGACGUUUCAUGCUCAGAUGUUCCUUCCACACUUUGCCAAAUUUGCGUUCGCGCAAAAUAGCAAUUACGAAACAAUUAGUAAAUACAUUACGGAUACAAACGACGUCCGACCUAGAUAAAUCUUUUAGAAUCAAGCAAUAUAUUUGGAAGUUCUAAUUGCGACAAUAUAUAUACAAAUACACACACACACAUAUAUAUUUUCGGUAUGUACUUUGGGAGAGACUAAACAUUCUCCAAGCAGCAAAUUUUUGUCGAAAUAAGAUUUUCUCACGAUGAGGGACGUUAGUAAUGAUGAUAAUUAUUGUUAGCUAGCGUAAUCUUCUUUGUCGCGAUAUAAUUCCGUAGUUUAAGUUGCCGUCCGAGUAACCGGACCGGACACAAAUUCAACGUUGGAAUGGAUCCCAUUUACACGUCUCACACCUGGGUUUUUACGCAUCGAUUAACGAAUGACGAUGUCGCGACGCUGUGUCGUGACAUCGCGCUGCCUCUUCAUAAAACGGUCCAACUCUUAUUGUUAACUUAUCGUUAACCGUCCGUGUUAUAUUGGCAAUACGUGCAAUUAACUUCGGCAGAACGAGAAGAAAACGUUACGAAUUUUAUAUAUUUGUAUAACAUGUACUAAUAAGUAGAUUGUAAAAUACCGUGCAAGAUCUUAUCGCGAGCACCCGAGAUAGUUGAUCAUCGCGAAGAAGAUUUACUCUGUUCCGCACCCGGAGACAAGACAUAUCUUAAUGAGGAAGCGUUGGGUUUCUCGAAAACGAAAUCUCUUCGGUCUUCUAUCAAUCAAAUUGCACCUACAGUAGUAGGAAUCUCCAGACUGUUAGCAAGGAUACAAUGAAACGAGAAAUGUUCGUUCGUUCAUCUCGUAAAUUCUGAAAUUUCUUUCACACAGCAAAUUGCUGCAAUUAGCAUAUUAGGUUCUUAGCCAGUAAUCGUUUCAGGGCUACGAAUUUCGGGAAAACUCUAUUUCGUUUCGCACCUUUCCUUUGCUCUUUUUCGAAUGUCGAUGACGUUGUAUAACAGUAGUACGCUUUAAUAUAUUUUAACGAUCUA
Molecule: messenger RNA, 4497 nt
Organism: Odontomachus brunneus
Lineage: Eukaryota; Metazoa; Arthropoda; Insecta; Hymenoptera; Formicidae
Gene: Stim
Product: stromal interaction molecule homolog
Exons: 11
Coding region: 605-2623 (672 amino acids)
Biological process (GO): intracellular calcium ion homeostasis; activation of store-operated calcium channel activity; store-operated calcium entry
Cellular component (GO): endoplasmic reticulum; plasma membrane
Molecular function (GO): calcium ion binding; calcium channel regulator activity; protein binding
Source: RefSeq, a predicted model, not a curated record